UCUCUCUCGCGCUCUCUUUUUCUCGAUCCAUCUUUACCCUCCCUCCAUCUUCUUCAAAUGCAUCACAGCCUGCUGCCGAGCCCUUGGCCACUGAAACGCUCCGAGCCAUUGUCAUGUGACAUCAGCCUCCAACCACUCUCCAAGGAGCACCGGCAAAAAGAGGGGAGUGUCUCUUUCCCCCCUCUCCUCCCUCCUUUGUCUCCCUCCCUCACACUGAGUCAGACAGCAGGGUUGUGUGUCUGAAGCAAAGGCUCCAUGGAGGGGAGAUAUCGUCUCUACCAGCGACACAUUGCCUGAGAGAGACAGAAGAAAAAAGGAUUCCCUUCUUUCUCUCCCUCGUUGAGGAACAGAGAAUGAAUGGAGAAGCGAUGGACAUGUCCCUGGAGUCAUCAUCCCCGGUGGUGGAGCAAGGCACCAUCGGGGGGGUGUCAGCGGCACCAGAACCGGCAUCCACAGCAGCAGCAGCCGGUAACGGCUCCCUGCCUCCUCCGCCCACCAUGGCCCCGGCCAUCCCGCCCUACGUCACGCUUGGCCUCACCGUGGCCUACACCGUCUUCUACUCUCUCCUCUUUGCCUUCAUCUAUGCCCAGCUGUGGCUGGUGCUCCGAUACCGCCACAAGCGCUUCAGCUACCAGACGGCAUUCCUCUUCCUGUGUCUGCUGUGGGCCGCGUUGCGCGCCCUCCUCUUCUCCUUCUACUUCCGCGACUGCGUCACGGCCAACGCGCUGGGUCCCUUCACCUUCUGGCUGCUCUACUGCUUCCCCGUCUGCCUGCAGUUCUUCACACUGAGCCUCAUGAACCUCUACUGCGCCCAGGUUUACUUCAAGGCAAAGUCCAAGUAUACCCCAGAGCUCCUUAAAUACAAGCUCCCCCUCUAUCUGGUCUUCUUGGCGGUCAGUUUUCUCUUCCUGGUGGUCAACCUGGCCUGUGCCCUGCUGGUUAAGAUGACCGCCACCGAGGUCAAGACCAUUGUCCUGGUCAGAGUCACCAUCAACGAUACGCUCUUCGUGCUCUGUGCCAUCUCGCUGUCCGUCUGCCUUUACAAGGUGGCUAAGAUUUCCCUGGCCAGCAUAUACCUCGAGUCCAAGGGAACGUCGGUGUGUCAGGUGACAUUGAUUGGCAUCCUGGUGGUUCUGCUGUACGCAUCACGGGCCUGCUACAACCUGGUGGUGCUGGCUCUGACUGACAUUGAGACCAUCAACUCUUUCGACUACGACUGGUACAAUGUGUCCGACCAGGCUGACUUGAGAUCCACUCUGGGGGACGCUGGUUACAUCGUGUUCGGGGUGAUCCUCUUUGUCUGGGAACUGCUGCCAACCUCCUUGGUGGUUUUCUUCUUCAGGGUCCGCAGGCUGCCACAGGACAGGAGUGGAUCAGGGAUCCCAAACCACGUGCUCUCUUCCAGAGGUUACUUCUUUGACAACCCCCGUCGGUACGAUAGCGACGAUGACCUGGCGUGGAGCAUCCCUCCUCAGAACAAUUCCGCAAGCCUAGUUACAGACUGCUACGACUGGGGCAGCCGCAACAGCAGUUUCACUGUACAAACGGGGACGGACGAACAACGGUUGGCACCGGUGACGGGAGAGCUCCAUCCAUACUGAGACUUAACAAGUCCAGGGUCGGGGUCAAUUCCAUUUCAAUUAAUUCAAAUCAGGAAGCAAAAAUUCAAAUUCAAAAUGUUCCUAAUUGAAAAGCAAAAAAUUGGUAUUGACCCUAACUCUGAACCAGUCCACACUGCACUGUACAGCACCGCAAUGCACUUUGCAAACUUUGAUACUUCUUGACAGCAUCUGUAUUUUGUCCAUCAUCAGCCACCGUAUUGCAUUAGUAACUUAGUGAUAAUGUAGACCAGUGGUUCCAAAACUAUUUCACUCGGAGCCCCCCUUCCAUCAUUGGGGAACAUCCCGUAAGCUGACAUGGGCUAGUUGAUCUGGACAUUUUUGACAAGUUAUAAAAUAGCUCUAAGGUAUUUAAUGACUGACAAGAGGAAAAAUGAUGAUACACUACCCAAAAUUGUGCCUUGUACAUUCUACUAUAACAACUUUCAAAAGUUGAAAGCCAGACUGACUUCCUUAAAAAAAAAAAAAAAAAAAUUAACUCUGCACCCCCCUAUCGACCACCCCACAGUUUGGGAACCACUGAUUUAGACAUUUUAGAAAGUCAUCUAGAAAACCUGUGAAAUAAACCCAUAUUAUAAGCUAGCACUAAGUCAUGCACAAACAUAUACAUCAAGGUAGUUGACCUUAGACAAUAUCAAUAUCCUAAAGCCUGUAUAGAACAAUGACACAAAUAAACAAAAUCAUGUCAUAUCUAUAUCCGCAGUAAAUGUGACUAUGAACAUGCAUUAAUUUAUUGGUGAUGUGAUGGUGAAAAAGAUGGAUUCUAUAUUUCUAACAGGACGUUUUUUUUUUAUGUAAUGGAGAACGUUUCACUGAUCAGAUGCUCUAUUUUUUUGUCUGCUUUUCUGUCUGUGGAUGUAUCGUGAUCGGUAUUGACUCAUAACCAUGAAUAAAAGGAAAUUUGGGGUGUGAUACUCAA
This is a messenger RNA of Salmo salar (Atlantic salmon), 2538 nucleotides long. RefSeq names its product G protein-coupled receptor 137Ba. The record is from RefSeq and is a predicted model, not a curated record. Gene Ontology annotation, cellular component: lysosomal membrane. Lineage: Eukaryota; Metazoa; Chordata; Actinopteri; Salmoniformes; Salmonidae. Gene Ontology annotation, biological process: negative regulation of osteoclast differentiation; regulation of autophagy; positive regulation of TORC1 signaling.